AAUUUUAAUUCUACUUUUAAAUAGAAAUAUUAAAGACACCAUUAACACACUCACUCAGCUAGUGUGAGUCUCCACAGUGUGAGUUUGUUUUCUCUGGUUCUCAGAUCUCCAGGUGGAGGUUCCUGAGAGAGUGAUAGAGGGAGAUAAAGUCACUCUCACAUGUAAAACCACCUGCAGUCUGACAGUCAGACCAACAUUCACCUGGUACAGAAAUGGACAUCGUUUAUCCUCCAGUACUGACCAACUCCACCUGCAGCCGGUCAGCAGGGAGGAUGCAGGCAGGUAUCACUGUGCUGUACUGGGUCUGAACUCUCCUGAGGUCACUCUGAAUGUCAGAUAUGGCCCAAAGAGCGUCUCAGUGUCCAUCAGUCCCUCUGGUGAAAUAGUGGAGGGCAGUUCAGUGACUCUGACCUGCAGCAGUGAUGCAAACCCACCUGUGGAAUAUAACUGGUUUAAAGGAACAUCAUUAGUAUCAAAAGGAGAGACUUACACAAUGAACAAGAUCAGCUCUGUGGACAGUGGAGAAUACAAGUGCAGAUCCAGUAAUGAACAUGGAGAGAAACUCUCUGAAGCUCUAACUCUGAAUGUUUUGUAUCCUCCAAAGAGCAUCUCAGUGUCCAUCAGUCCCUCUGGUGAAAUAGUGGAGGGCAGUUCAGUGACUCUGACCUGCAGCAGUGAUGCAAACCCACCUGUGCAGAACUACACCUGGUUUAAAGAAGGUGGAAGCUCACCUGUAGGAUCUGGACACAGUUACAGGGCUCUACAGAGUGGAUCCUACUACUGUGUGGCUCAGAAUGAACACGGAUCUCAGAAAUCAGCUGCAGUGACUGUCACUGAAAAAGGAGUUGGGAAUUCAGCUCUAUAUGCAGUUAUUGGAGUCACAGCUGGAUGUGGAUGUUUAUCUGUUAUCAUUGCUGUAUUUUGUGUAAGGAGAAAGAGAAAAGGCAAUUCAGCUGAUGAUGCAAACCAAGAACAGGAAAAUCUCUACAGUAAUGUGGCAGUAAGACCUGCAACCAGUGAUUCAGCAGCUGAUCCAGAUCCGUCCAAUCAGGAUGAUGGUGAUUAUGACAAUGUUGUACCCCAGAGAGUCAGAAACCCCAGGAAUGCUGAGAGCUCUGCAGUGGCAGCUUCUGCCUUUGGGGCUGAUGAGGAGGUUCAGUACGCCAGCGUCCAGCACCGCCGUGAUAAAGUGGUAGAGAAGACUAAAGUGGACGCUCAGUAUGCGAGUGUAAGAUUUAGCCGCACUGGUGCUGCCAACAGGGCUGCUACUUCCACACUUGAGGACCCCUCAGUGAUCUACUGCAGUGUGAAAUAACCAACAUUCACAGAUCUGUUCAGGACCACCGUUAUGACCCAUGGACAGAACUUCAUCUGCAUCUAUUGGAAUCUCACUGGAAAGAGAAGACAAGCUCUCUGUUUCAUCUACACCUCCUUUUCUGUAUGACCGUUCUGUGGAUUAGUCCUUCUGAUAGUGACAGGAUACUUACUGGACUAACUUUCACCUUUUCAAAAGGGACCAUUUUCAACAUUUCAGAUUAGAAAUACUAUAAAUACUUGAAUCGACAAGACUGAACCACUUAUUGGAUAUAAAACUCAAAGUAAUCAACCUCAAGCGAAAUCAAGUUGGGACAUCAGUCAAAACUUUCCCAUUGGUUUUUAUUCUAACAACAGCAAUACUUGACUCAUCUCUACAGCACACCAUGUGUAACAGCGCCACCACCUGGAGAAUAUGGAGCCCAACAAUUAAAUCAUACGAUCACCAGUAGUUCACUGACUGCACACAGUAUCAGCUUUUACUGUAACUAAAAUUUGACUAUCCAGUCUGUGUGUUUUGUAGCGCUGAGCUGAUUUACACACUGGAGUUUGAUCUUUUUAUUACUUCUAUCACUGAUAGAAAAGUGGUGUAGACAGUGUGUAAGAUUAUUUAAAGGACUCUGAUUCAAUCAAAAAGCUCACAGUAGUAACUGAUGUCAGUCUUACACAGUGAUCUUACCAUCUAACAAGAGUUUGGUUGCUCAGCCACAGCACCACACUGAUGAUGAAUCAUGGGAAAACAGCUGGUUCCAGUUGUACUUUCUAUAUUAAUCUGUUAGAUUCAGAGAUUUUAUAUCAGGUCGUGAGGCUGAUCACACAAUACAACGUCUGACAGAAAUCAUCCUGAUACUGUGAAGAUUUUAAUUUAUUAAUAAACUGUAAUUUUGAAGUUUUCAGUACAAGCAUGUAUUUUCAAUAUUGAUCAGUUUGAAGGAAGUACAAUAAUAGAUCUUUUCAUUGUUUCUCUCUGUUUGUGGUAUAUUAUUGUCCUUUAUUGUUCAUAUUUCUCCCUCCCAACAAGCUGUUCUCCCAUUGUGAUAAAAGUGGAUCUGAUCCUUGGUAGAAUAUUGA
Messenger RNA from Colossoma macropomum (tambaqui), 2385 nucleotides. RefSeq names its product B-cell receptor CD22-like. The record is from RefSeq and is a predicted model, not a curated record. The transcript is spliced from 7 exons. Bases 494 to 1315 code for a protein of 273 amino acids. Lineage: Eukaryota; Metazoa; Chordata; Actinopteri; Characiformes; Serrasalmidae.